Messenger RNA from Microdochium trichocladiopsis, 2492 nucleotides. RefSeq lists its product as uncharacterized. The record is from RefSeq and is a predicted model, not a curated record. Lineage: Eukaryota; Fungi; Ascomycota; Sordariomycetes; Xylariales; Microdochiaceae. Bases 108 to 2384 code for a protein of 758 amino acids. The transcript is spliced from 4 exons.
CAGACAGACAGGCAGCCAGCCCUGGUCCCACGCAUCUCGUCCAGCAGCCCACCCGGCAUCACAACUCGCUCCAGCGCUGGCCGGCGUCCAGGACGGUUCCUCGCAUCAUGGGCGUCGAGUUCGCCUUCAUCGACGUGCAGCAGGGCUCGCGCGAGACCAACAAGAGCCUCGCCCUCCGCCAUGUCAUGAAGGGCAAGAAUGUCGGCAAGACACACCCUGCCCGUCGCCGCCGCAAGUCCCAGCAUGAGGACGCCGCCCCCGGCGCCGAGUCUCGCCCAGGUCCCGCCCGGCCCCGGAAACGCCAGCACACCGAGCAACCUGCCACAGCUGGCAGUGUCGACGAGGAUUCCGCCGCGGCAUCUGCAAGGUCUCCUGCAUCAGCCGCAAGCAGCAGGAGUAGUGGCACUGGCGGCAGCAGCAGCAGCACAAGGUCCGCUUUGUCCACAUGGAGUGACACUUCCUCAAGCUCCACCCAGCGGGUUCGUGAGUCUGUCGCAGUCUGGGAACAUGCCCCUUCGGCGCCACUCUCACCUGUCACUGUGGGCGAUUAUCUCAUGGGCUUCGCGACGCCCGCAGCGCUGUCCGCUCGUGCCAACCCGACCUUUGAGUAUUUCUUCAAGUACAUCAUCACGUCGAUGUACCCGACACCUCUAUGCAUCGCGAUGGAGCCCAUGAAGAAGUAUUGGGUCGAGACGUUUUUGAUGGACGAGACAUGCUACCACACCUACAUGGCCCUCAUGAACACAAUGCACGACCACGCCACCGGGCGAAUAGGCUACCAGGAUGCCCCUUCACGUGAAGCAGUCUACCACCUCGGCCAGGCCGUUAAACGCGUCAAUCAGCGUCUCAACUCGCCUGGGCUGCUGACGGACUCAGACCUCGUCGUGGUCAAUUUCCUCAUCCUUCAGUCGCUGGUUCGCAAGAAGCGGCACGACGCUGGCGUCCAUUUAUCAGGGCUGUACGCCAUGGUCGACAUGCGUGGCGGGCUUCGCAACGUGACUGAUGGGUUCUUGCUGGGAAAGAUAUGCAAGACAGAGAUCGAUUACGCUCUGCAUUAUGGCACAACCUGCCGCUUCCACAACGACAACAUAGCUCAGGUCUUUGCAGAGCUUGAGAAUCAAGGCUUCACUUUUCCUAAAACACUUGGGACGUCGAACGACAAUGAUGCGUCAUCACGAUGGGCCAGCGGGCUCGAUCCUACCCUGCGACAAAUUCUAUUUGAUGUAUUCGAUGUGACGUCUUUGUUUAACGCGGCAGACUAUGGCGGCGGCGACUACAGCCCUUUCUCUAGUCAGAAAAAGCAAGGAAGAACGCCGAAAAUGACGCACAUCAUGCUCCAGGACUUCACAAUAUCUGUGGGCGGCCGACUGAUCCGGUAUCACCCACUCGGCAAGCCAUACGUGAUCCCUCCUCACGAUCAACAAUACGACCCGUCCGAGCCCAGCCCUUCCCGGACCUCACACUCACCGAGAGCCACAAAUGCACAGCUCGAGGCCGUUGUACACAUAGCAUUGGUCUCUUUGUUAACCACCCUCUUUGUGCAGACUGACCGGCGCAGCCACAGACUGAAAUAUGACCUCGCGGCAAAGAGACUGCGGGAGGUCGUCGACUCAGUGAUGAGGCAGUUCAUCUUCUUCGGAACUACUGAGGCUACUCACGGACGAGCUUCGCCGGCGUCUGCUGCUUCUACUGCGGGGCUUCUCGCUCAAAGCGGCGGUGCCAGCAGUGGUCGUGUUGACGAAGAACAGAUUGUUGAUAGUCCCGUGCGUUCGGCAGCGAUGGGAAGUGCCAGCACCACUGCUACUGCUACUGCUCCCGAUGCUGCUGCUUGGGUCGGUGACAGUAGUAUGGCAGUGCCCACAGUCCCGGCAAGCGGGAGCGGCGUACGCGGGCCGGGGGCCUUCAUAGUACACUCCGCCGACGCCGCUUCCAAUGGCGACGGCGCGAGUAUUGGAGGAGCUCAUCAUGGGCUGCAUCUGGAAUCCUCCAGCUUGCCCGGGUGCGGGGCCGGUGUUGGGGCCGGCAGCAGCGACAGUGGCCUCUUUCUUUUCCGCCCGCUUCUUCAUGACGCCCUUGCGGACCUGGCGGGCCAUCAUCGUCAUCAUGGCAGGCAUGUUGGCGGUCACCGCGGGGGGUUGGUCGACGAUGAGUUGUUGCUCUGGAUCUUGAUGGUGGGGAGUGUGUCUGUCUUGUCUUGGCACGAGACCGGCACAGACGAUGAUGCAGUUUGGCUGACUGAUCGGAUGAGGAUGGUUGCUGGGAGGCUUGGGGUCUCGACGUGGGAGUUCGCUCAACAGCGUGUGGCGAGGCGGUUUCCUUGGAUCGCAAGGUUACACGACGAGCUUGGGAGGAAACGGUGGGUGACGAUAUUUGGAAGUACGUGACGAACGUCGAUGCUGGAAGAUUUAUUAAUCGUUCAAGGGCAGCUAGUUCUAGAUGACCUGCUACUGCCGUUGGAAAAAACUGAAUAUACUAGGGAAGUCAACACUUAU